AUGGGAGACAACAGAGGCAAAAAGCGGCCGGCUGAGGAGGCCUUCGCCGACGAUCUCGAGUUCGAUAGGAUCGCCCCAAACGGAGACGUCACCUUCGUGCUCGACGAGGGCAACACGAGAGUCCGGGUCAACUCGGCAGUCAUGAAGAACGCGUCGCCCGUGUUUGCCGCCAUGCUGGGUCCCAACUUCAAGGAAGGGCGUGCUCUCAGCGCAGGCGAUUGUGCAUCCGUCGAUGUCCCAUUGCCUGAGGACGACGCAGUCGCUUUCGGAUGGGUUUGCCGUGUGCUGCAUUCUCAGGCCGACACAAACCUCUGGUCCCCAAGCCCAAGGGAGAUUAUCCAGGUCUUGGGCAUCGCCGAGAAGUACGGCCUCCUGAAGGGAAUCCAGAUUUCUGUCCAAGUCUGGAUUGACCGGCAAGAGGACUCUGACACCAAUGACCUCUGGCUUUUGUCGCUUGCCUGCUGUCGAGCCCACGACGCGGAGGCCUUCAAAUCCGCCACUCGCCGUCUCAUCAUCAAUCACUCAGGAUCGUUCGUCCAACUCGCAGCGGAAACAGAAAAUGUCAUUCCCGGACCAGACGCAGGGCGUACUGUAUACAGACUCGCCGCAAUUGUUGAAGAGUCACGGAACAAAGCGCUCUCUAAAAUACUCGAGGUUCUUCACACGGUCCUACCCAAGGCCCUUGAAAGGUGCUGUUGUCAGUACCAUUCAAGCACUCUGCAACCCAAGUACGGUCACGCUCUUAAAGCUCAGAGUCAAGCCGCCCAAUAUGGCCACUCCAUCAAAAGAACCAUUGACAUCCUAUUUUGGGUGUUGUUCAAGGCAUUUACCCCUGUCCGUUGCGAAGACUGCGCUCAAUUUCGAUUGAGAGAAUAUGAGCGCAUCCAUCAGGUCAGCGUCAAGCUCCAAAACGAAGUGAAGGGAGUUUGUCUCCCUUGCUUCGACUGGACCUCAGACAGAGAGAAGUGCAAAGGGGAGGGAUCACUUCGCUUCAAUUGCGUACCAGGUAACCGACAGUCUACCUAG
This is a messenger RNA of Fusarium keratoplasticum, 1026 nucleotides long. RefSeq lists its product as uncharacterized. The record is from RefSeq and is a predicted model, not a curated record. The coding region runs from base 1 to 1026 and encodes 341 amino acids. NCBI's taxonomy places the organism in Eukaryota, Fungi, Ascomycota, Sordariomycetes, Hypocreales, Nectriaceae. The transcript is spliced from 2 exons.